Messenger RNA from Paramuricea clavata, 315 nucleotides. The record is from the annotation of a GenBank genome assembly. Lineage: Eukaryota; Metazoa; Cnidaria; Anthozoa; Malacalcyonacea; Plexauridae.
AUGGAACAGCUAAGCCAGGAAGGAUCCGGCUCAACUGAGCAAGACGAGCAUCUGCCAGUCAUUCCAUUUCAAUUUGAGCAACUGACCAGAGAGUGUGAUAUGAGAUUUUACACUGGCAUUCCUUCAAUGGCAGCAUUCAAGUGUUUAUUUGAUCACUUGUCUCCUAAAGCAAGGAACAUGCAAUACUGGAGAGGCCCACAGCAAACAGAACGAGAAUCUAGACCUGUUUCACCCCUUGACGAAUAUCUUGCAACUGGGAUUAGAACAGGAAUUUCUCUGUACCCUCAUCAGACUCAGACUUGCACUAAUGACUGA